Crotalus tigris (Tiger rattlesnake) is the source of this 1711-nucleotide messenger RNA. It is a transcript of the gene HM13, whose product is annotated as histocompatibility minor 13. Gene Ontology annotation, cellular component: lumenal side of endoplasmic reticulum membrane; membrane; cytoplasmic side of endoplasmic reticulum membrane. The coding region runs from base 82 to 1224 and encodes 380 amino acids. The transcript has 12 exons. The record is from RefSeq and is a predicted model, not a curated record. Lineage: Eukaryota; Metazoa; Chordata; Lepidosauria; Squamata; Viperidae. Gene Ontology annotation, biological process: membrane protein proteolysis. Gene Ontology annotation, molecular function: aspartic endopeptidase activity, intramembrane cleaving.
GGGUAAGGGAACGUGUCCCUGGGCGCUGCGGGGCCGCCUCUGCCGGGUCGGAAGUGCGGGCUGCGUCGGGCAUUGGCGGCGAUGGAGCAGGCCGAGGCGCACAACGGCAGCGGGGCGGCCGAAGCCCCCACGGCCGGCACGCGGCCCCCGGCCACCGCCGAGGGCAUGGCGCUGGCCUACGGCAGCCUGGUGGUCAUGGCCCUGCUGCCCAUCUUCUUCGGGGCGCUGCGCUCCGUCACUUGCGCCAAAGGGAAGGUGAGCAGGAGGAGAGCCUCCCCAGGCGGGAAUGCUUCGGAUAUGCCAGAAACCAUCACCAGCCGAGACGCGGCCCGUUUUCCGAUCGUUGCUAGCUGUACUCUCCUAGGACUCUAUCUCUUUUUCAAAAUCUUCUCUCAAGAAUAUAUCAACCUGCUGCUCUCCAUGUAUUUCUUCGUCCUCGGGAUCCUCGCCCUGUCCCACACCAUCAGCCCCAUGAUGAAUAAGUGUUUCCCAGUCAACUUUCCCAACAAGCAGUAUCAGCUCCUUUUUACUCAAGGCUCUGGGGAAGCAAAGGAAGAGAUUGUCAACUAUGAAUUUGACACCAAGGACCUUGUCUGCCUGGCCAUGAGCAGCAUUGUGGGCGUCUGGUACCUGCUGAGGAAGCACUGGAUCGCUAACAACCUCUUUGGCCUGGCCUUCUCUCUCAACGGAGUGGAGCUGUUACACUUGAACAACGUCAGCACGGGCUGCAUCUUGCUUGGUGGGCUCUUCAUCUAUGAUGUCUUCUGGGUCUUUGGUACCAAUGUGAUGGUGACUGUAGCCAAGUCAUUUGAAGCCCCCAUCAAACUGGUUUUCCCCCAAGAUCUGCUGGAGAAAGGCCUGGAAGCCGACAAUUUUGCCAUGCUGGGCUUGGGUGACAUUGUCAUUCCAGGUAUCUUCAUCGCCCUUCUCUUGCGCUUUGAUAUCAGCCUGAAGAAGAACACACACACCUACUUCUACACCAGUUUCGUGGCCUAUAUUCUUGGACUCAGCCUCACCAUCUUCAUCAUGCAUGUCUUCAAACAUGCUCAGCCAGCUCUGUUGUACCUGGUUCCGGCUUGCAUCGGCUUCCCACUUCUGGUAGCCUUGGCCAAAGGAGAAGUGACCGACAUGUUCAGCUACGAAGAGAACGCCGCCUCGAAGGACGGGACGGCAGACCCCAAAGAAGAGAAGACAGAGACAGAUCCUGAGAAGAAAGAGAAAUGACCGCGGGCGCCUGCGCAGGCCGGGCUUUGCCCCUCUCCCCGACCCCCCCCCUCCCUUGCAAAUGGUUUUCGUUUUUUUCUUUCCAAGCCAACUGGAUGGCGUCACAGCCGUGCGUGGGGUGCGUGUGCGCACGUGUGUGUGUGUCUCUGCGUCCGUCUGUCUGUCUGUCUGUUGGACUUGGGGCAGCACGGGACCCCGAUCCGUGCUUUGGGUCUCCAAUCUGGCUUCCUGGACGUGUUAUUCCCCUCCCUGGGGAGGAAACAGGCAGGUGGGGGGAGGGAGGUAGAGUUAAAGGGAUCUCCCCCUCCUCCCCACCUCAGCCGCCCCCCCUUUACCCCGUCACACCGGUUCCCCUUCCCUUCUUCAUUGUCCUGGGGAGGGGAGGGUAGAGGGAGGGGUCCUGGGUGCUGAUUUUUAAAUUUUGUAUUGUGGAUUUGCUUCUUCUUAUAUUAAAAUGAGGAAAAAAGAAAUGAAAGCCAGAAGCAGA